AAGGGAAUCUCCUCUCUUUGCAGGCUCUAUCACCAUGUGAAUUGGAACCUUUUCACCUUGAUCUAUUGGUGCACGGAGUUGCGUGAAUAGACUUUAUUUCCUCUAACAAGGAGGAGCCAAUUAUUUGAACUGCACACUUUUCUUGACUGCCGGACAUUGACUUUUGAAAUCAUGUCCUGUUAGCGAACUUUCAAAAAUUCAAAUGAAGAUGUAUAUUUUAUUGUGCAAUUUGAUGGUUUUGCUUGUUCUGUCUGUGAACAAAUUAGCGCGGACCGAAACUCAGUAUGAAGCAUCACCAUAUACUCCCCUCAGCGGCACAAACAAACCUCGGACAAGAGUAAUAAGCACAAAAUACGGAGAUUUGAGAGGGUUUAUUACAUACUUACCCAACUUGCAAUCCGUGGAUGUAUUCCUAGGUAUCCCGUACGCAAGUCCCCCAAUCUCUGCUUUGCGGUUUAUGCCGCCCGUCACCCCAUCCCACUGGAAGGGUGUCCGGUCUGCCGAUAAAUUCAGCCCAGUUUGCCCGCAGAAGCCACCCGACAUCAGAAAUGAAACCGAAGCAUUAAAGAAGAUGCCCCCCGGCCGAGUUGAGACGCUCAAGAGAUUACUACCAUACCUCCAGAACCAGAGUGAGGAUUGCUUGUAUUUGAACAUCUACGUCCCUUCCAAAGGAUUAUUUUCAAAGAAAGGAAUCCGAAGAAAGGUUUGAAAGUUUGAAGUUUUACUUUGGACUUUACAUUCUCACUGAUUAAUUCAAACAACAGGGAAUAUAUUUUCGCAUGGAAUGCAUUCGUAUUUUGUUACAAACCACUAUUAAAAGAAGAGUUUAACUGUUGUUGAAUUUCUAUCGUGUUUUUGAUUUUCCCAGUGCAAGUUAAAUUAAUGGAUGUAGAUUCACUUCCUGUUAAAAUAUAUGAAUUCAAGAUGUAACAAACAGUAUUAAGAAGAAAAAAGGCUGAUUAAAAUUUGUAAAUAUACGAGAAGAGGUUAUGUAAAAUAAUACUUCAGUGUUUCCUCAAGAUAUUCAAGUUGAAAUAUUCAUUUGGAGCUAGAAGAGGUAAUGUAACUACUUUUAUAACAAUAUCACUCAUGUAAACCUGGCGAAUAUUAGAAGAGUUCAACAGAACUAUUAUGUUUUCUUGUCAGCAUUCUAAUGUAAAAUCCUUCGUAAAUGAAUUUUAAUCUUUUUUAGCACUGUCAUUAAAAUAA
Stegodyphus dumicola is the source of this 1209-nucleotide messenger RNA. RefSeq names its product neuroligin-4, X-linked-like. The record is from RefSeq and is a predicted model, not a curated record. NCBI's taxonomy places the organism in Eukaryota, Metazoa, Arthropoda, Arachnida, Araneae, Eresidae.